This is a messenger RNA of Sesamum indicum (sesame), 1552 nucleotides long. Its product is annotated as protein SPIRAL1-like 2. The record is from RefSeq and is a predicted model, not a curated record. Gene Ontology annotation, biological process: cortical microtubule organization. Lineage: Eukaryota; Viridiplantae; Streptophyta; Magnoliopsida; Lamiales; Pedaliaceae. Gene Ontology annotation, cellular component: cortical microtubule, transverse to long axis.
AUGUGGGUGCAAACUCAUCCUCUGAUUUAUUAUUUAAAUACACCACAUGAGAUCACAAGGGCCUAUUCAUUCAUUCCAUCCGCCAAAUUAGUGCAAAAACAAGCAGCAAAGAAAAUGGGGCGCGGAACGAGUGCUGGUGGUGGGCAGAGUUCUCUAGGGUACCUCUUUGGAAAUGGAGAGGCCCCGAAUCCUCAACAACCAAAAGAUGCAAUCAACGAGCCUUCCCCCAAACCCACUGCACCUCCCCCAGAGAUGGAUAACAGUAAGCAGACUCAGACUCAGACUCCAUCAGUGAACUCCGGUUAUUCCACAAACAACUACUACAGAACAGAUGGCCAAAACUGUGGCAACUUUAUAACGGAUCGACCAACAACUAAGGUUCAUUCUGCACCUGGUGGCAGCUCCUCCCUCAAUUACCUAUUUGGUGAUGCCAGCAAAUAAUGGAUCAUCUUGAAGCUGCUUCAUUUCAUCUUUGAAUAGCUAUUAUUUGUUUUCAAUGUACUAUUUUAGCAUAUAAUAAUAUUACCUACAUGUUUUUAUCAUAAUUUCAGCAGCAUGAACAAAAAAGGACAAGCUCAGUCUAGCGCUAAGACAGGGCUGCUGUCGUCUCUUAUUCGUUAUCAAUAAUUCUAUAAGAGGUGGACAUGGUAAAGUUGAGUCAUGCUUGAAAAGAUCAAAUGCUAUAAGGAAAUUUGACAAGACUCGUAAACUUACCCAUUAUGUUACAGUGUCUGUUUCUUGCUCCUGCUAUCUGCCCAUUUUCCAAUUCUUUUAGGGCCCCUAAAACUUGAACCUUGUCAUAUGCAGCAAAUGAACAAAACAAGAAGUUUAUAACCUCACCAGUUCUUUAUGGUCUGUGUUUGAUUCAACAAUUAAAUGAGAAUUUUAACUCUACAGUUGACAAGAAAUCAAAUUAGUCUUAAAGAUAGCAAGAAACAAGCAUUUGCACUUUCCAGUUCAUUAGAAGCACAAAAAGCACAAAAUACCAAUAAUGCAAACGCCAACAAAUUUCUGUCAGAAAACAUGGCCUACUACUACCUUAAACCAUCAGAAUUCAGCGAUGAAUAAUUGCUACAACAGACUGAUUCUACAGAAACAAGCCUGUGUCAUGAUGAUAUUGCAAUUAGCCAGAUGAAAAUGCAGAGGCUACAAUUAACAUAAAAUUCUUCCACCUUCCUGUGAUGGAUUCCCCAGAGAAGAAAUAAUUAGAGAAGUUGAAUAUUCUACAAACUGGAGCACGAAAGCUCAACUACGUGCUUGCAUAACUUACCAAAAACACUGUAUUCAGCCACUAUCAAGUUUUACUCCAAACAUGAAGAAAAAACCAGAAGCCCAAAGCAAGAGAGAGAGAUAGAUAUAAAGAAAGCGAGCAAAAUAUCCCAAAAUUGCAGGAAGUUAUCUCUCUUUUGAUUUCAGUUAAGGUAUUCCAUAACAUAAAUAAAAAACCAACCGAUGUCUUAUAGCAUCGACACAAUAGUACCGGCUAUCUCAUUCAAAAAUAUCAGAUCCUAUCUUGAAUCAAAAUAAAAUACAACGGAAUUGAAAAAGAAAA